AUGAGCAAUGCACGCCAAAGAGAACUGAUCAGGGAGUUCCUGGCGGUGACCAGCGCGACGAGCGCGGCCGCAGAGACAUACCUCGAGCGCAACCAUUGGUCGCUGGACCACGCACUGGACGACUUCUACACGCAGAGCGGGGGCGGCGGGCGCGCGGAGCAGUACAGCGCGGAGCUGGUGGCCACUUUUGAGCGCUACGCUGCGGGCGGCGCGAUGGACACGGAGGCGCUGGUGCGCUACGUGGGCGAUCUGGGGUUCCAACUCGAGGACGUCGCGACACUGUGCCUGGCGCGCCUGCUGAAGGUCGAGGAGCUUACGGCGGACAUCUCGCGCUUCCAGUUCCUGUCGACGUGGCACGGACUGGGCUGCAGCUCGCUGCCGGACAUGCGCGCGGCUGUGGACGCGCUAGAGCUGCGCUUGCGCACCGACGCAGCCUACUUCCGCGCGCUGUACGCCUACACCUUCGGCCUCGGGCUGGACGCCGGCGGCCGUCGUCUGUCCGUGGAGACCGCGAUUGCGUACUGGUCGCUGUUCUUCCUGGACCACACCUAUGCCGUCACUGUACCCGCCCCGCGCCUGCGCUCCUGGUUCGAGUUCCUGCGCGCGGGCGACCACAGCGUUAGCCGCGAUACCUGGGACAUGUUUCCGCGCUUCGCGCAGCGCUUCCCGGACGACACAGAGCUCCUGGAACACUACAACGAACUGGCGUCCUGGCCUCUGGUAAUCGACGAGUACUACGAGUGGGUCAAGGGCCGCAACCAGCUGUAA
Eremothecium gossypii ATCC 10895 is the source of this 768-nucleotide messenger RNA. RefSeq names its product NEDD8 ligase DCN1 (gene DCN1). Gene Ontology annotation, cellular component: ubiquitin ligase complex. Gene Ontology annotation, biological process: positive regulation of ubiquitin-protein transferase activity; protein neddylation. Bases 1 to 768 code for a protein of 255 amino acids. The record is from RefSeq and is marked provisional. Gene Ontology annotation, molecular function: ubiquitin conjugating enzyme binding; cullin family protein binding; ubiquitin-like protein binding. Lineage: Eukaryota; Fungi; Ascomycota; Saccharomycetes; Saccharomycetales; Saccharomycetaceae. The transcript is spliced from 2 exons.